AUGUCGAGCAAGCUGAAGAAGGCGAUCGGCGCCGUGAAGGACCAAACCAGCAUCAGCCUGGCAAAAGUGUCGUCGAGCGGCAGCGGCGGCAACGCCCUGGAGGUCUCCGUCUUGAAGGCCACUUCCCACGACCCUUCCGUCCCCCUCGACUGCAAGCACGCCCUCGAGAUCCUCCGCCUCGUCUCCUCCAGCAAAUCCCACGCCGCCGCCGCCGCCCGCGCCCUCGGCAAACGCAUCGGCCGCACUCGCAACUGGGUCGUCGCCCUCAAAUCCCUCCUCCUCAUCCUCCGCAUCUUCCAAGACGGCGACCCUUACUUCCCCCGCGAAGUCCUCCACGCCAUGAAGCGCGGCGCCCGCAUCCUCAACCUCUCCUCCUUCCGCGACGACUCCUCCUCCUCCUCCCCCUGGGACUUCACCUCCUUCGUCCGCACCUUCGCUCUCUACCUCGACGAGCGCCUCGACUGCUUCCUCACCGGCAAACUCCAACGCCGAUCCAACCACCACCACGACCACCGCACCAAAAACCGCGAACCGAACGAGCCCGUGCGCGACAUGAAACCCGCCAUGCUCCUCGACCGCAUGUCCCACUGGCAACGCCUCCUCGACCGAGCCAUCGCCACGCGGCCAACUGGCGCCGCGCGGGUCGACCCGCUUGUCCGCGCGGCCCUCCACGCGAUCGUGCGCGAGAGCUUCGACCUCUACCGCGACGUCUCGGACGGCCUCUCCCUCGUCCUCGACAGCUUCUUCCACCUUCAAUACCAAAACUGCGUGGCGGCCUUCCACGCCUGCGUGAAGGCCGUCAGGCAGUUUCCGGAGCUUUCCGCGUUUUAUUCCUUAUGCAAAAGCCUCGACGUCGGACGGAGCUCCGAGUACCCGAGCGUCCAGGUCGUCUCCGACGAGCUCGUCGAGACGCUCGGGGAAUUUCUCAAGGACCAGUCGUCGUUCUCGUUCGGGCCACCGCCGCCGCCGGUAGUUCUCCGGCCGCCGCCGCCGCCGGAGGGCGGCUCGUCGCUGGAGGAGCUGAUACGCGCGACAGAGACGACGGUGGGAUCGGUGGGGCCCGCGAUAUCGAUCGAGCUCGAGACGUACCCGACGGAUGACGCGUUUGGGCCGAGCGACACGGGGUCGAGCAGAUCGUUGCCCGCCACGUCAUCGAUCGUGGACCUCAUGUCGCUCGGGGAUUGGGCGGAGGAACAGGAUAGUUGGGAGGUUGUGUUGGCAGAGACGACGUCGUCGUCGGUCGUGUCGACGUCUCGGGAGGAAAUGGCGGACGAGCAUUACGUUAACCCGUUUCUGGUGGAUCAUCAUGAUGAUGACCCGUUUGAAUUGACGGCACAAGUGGUGGCUGUGCCGACUUUCCAGGUACGGAGUAUGGGUGGGGACGACCCGUUUGGGGAGAAGAACGGCGGGGAUGAUCUGUUUGGGGAAUUUACAGCAAUGGACCAGCAGAGCUUGAAGCAGCAACAAGAGAUGUGGUUGCAGAACCAAAACAAGAUUAUAGCUAAAAAUUGGAGUUGA
Messenger RNA from Striga asiatica, 1518 nucleotides. NCBI's taxonomy places the organism in Eukaryota, Viridiplantae, Streptophyta, Magnoliopsida, Lamiales, Orobanchaceae. The record is from the annotation of a GenBank genome assembly.